UCAUCUCUUGAUCAUAUUUCUCUCUUAUUCACAAUCUCUUUCUCAAAACCUCUCUCUAUCUAAAUCUCUCAAGUUAUUUAAAAUAGAAGAAUUAUACUAAAAUAAAAAAAUUGACAUGGAAAGCCAUCUACCGAUGAUAUCAAAGAGAGUAUGGAAUAUGGUACGUGUGGCUUUUUUCAUGUUGAAAAAAGGCAUAUCAAAAGGCAAACUAAUGAUGGAUUUAAACUUGAUGCUCAAACGCCGCGGAAAACUAGCCAGGAAAGCCCUUUUAAAUCUAAUGUUCCAUCAUCACCACCACAACCACGGCGGCUCCACCUCAAGCCGACGAUCCCACAAAUCACAACCCCAAUUCACUUCUUCAUUGGAGUAUGAAUUCAGCUGUAGCAACACUCCCAACAACUUCUUCUCAAAUGGGAAGCGUCACCAUAUCCACAACCAUAAAUACAAUGCUCAAGCACCAGUUGCCCAUGAUGAAGAGGUGACGACUAUGAAUGCAAUGAAGGCAGUGUUGGAGAGGCUUAACAAUGAUCAAUCGAUUGUAGCUGCGUCUCCAGCAGUGCCCGGAUUCGGACGUAGCCCAAUGGUGAGGCAAUUGAGGGUGACUGACUCACCAUUUCCUUUAAGAGAUGAUGAUGAGAAGGACAAUCAAGUUGAUAAAGCAGCUGAAGAUUUCAUAAAAAGGUUUUACAGUCAAUUGAGGAAGCAAGAUUGAUUGAAUAAUAAUAAUUCACCCUACCUCCUUUAGUAAAUAAUGAGUGUGUAAUAUUUGCUGUGAAUGUUCAGUAACCAUAUUUUCUAUUUUUGGUUAUUUUCAUGAAAUAUAAUCCAUAGUUCAUAUGCCAAUAUGUGGGAGAAUAAAUUACAGAAUUCAUCAACAAAAAAGAGGAAAAAUACGGAAGAUGAUGAAAAGCAAUAAAAAAAAAAUGCCAAAAGUUUAGUACACAUCUUUGUAUUAAAAAAGAAUUUUAAUAAAUGGUUUUAAAAAAAUCCCGCGACCAUGAAAACAGUGGUGACAAAAUUGUAUCGG
Messenger RNA from Vicia villosa (hairy vetch), 1027 nucleotides. RefSeq lists its product as uncharacterized. The coding region runs from base 116 to 712 and encodes 198 amino acids. The transcript has a single exon. The record is from RefSeq and is a predicted model, not a curated record. NCBI's taxonomy places the organism in Eukaryota, Viridiplantae, Streptophyta, Magnoliopsida, Fabales, Fabaceae.